AAACGUUUUGUAUAUAUAAGUAUAUUUAUAAAUAUAAACAAUAAAAAAAUCUGUAUAUAUAGGGGAUGAAAGAAAAGUAUAAGUGGGUGGAAUGUAAUCAUCUACACUUCAACGAUACCGUUUCGAAUCAACACUUCAACGAAAUAGAAUUUAUCAGCAUAAUUAUGACCGAAGAAGAUAUUAAAACCAUCUCAUCAGUAAUCGAUGAAGAAAAAGAAUUUUUCAAUUCCGUUAGUCAAAAUAUCUGGAAUUCACCGGAACUGAGUUUUCAGGAGACAUUUGCUCACAAUAUUCUAACAGACGCUCUUAUAAAAUAUGGAUUUUCUGUUCAGAGAAACUACCUACUACAAACUGCUUUUCGAGCAGAGUUCACUACAGGAGAAGGACCAAGGAUCGCUGUUUUGUUGGAGUAUGACGCCUUACCUGAAAUAGGCCAUGCGUGUGGCCAUAACUUAAUCGCGGAAGCUGGACUAGCUGCAGCAGUAGGAAUCAAAGCAGCUAUGGAAGCUGAUUCAAGUAUAAAAGGAACGAUUGUUGCUUUAGGAACUCCAGCUGAAGAGUCAGGGGGAGGUAAGGUGAAAUUAAUCGAAUCUGGGGCAUUUGAGGGAAUAGACGCCGCUAUGAUGGUUCAUCCAGACAAUAUAAACUGGUUUCAACCAAUCCUUAUUUGCCUUCUCAGUUUGACUGUUGAUUAUAAGGGAAGAGAAUCUCAUGCAAGUGCUUUUCCAUGGGAAGGUGUAAAUGCCCUGGAUGCUGCUGUGACACUAUAUCAAAACAUAGGCUUACUUAGGCAACAAAUGAAACCCUCUUCUCAAAUACGCGCAAUUAUCACGAAAGGUGGGACAGUCCCAAACAUAAUACCAGCGGAAUCUAGACUUGCAAUAUAUAUUCGAGCACCCGUUAAGAAAGAAUUGCUUGAAAUCAAAUCCAAACUUGAAAAAUGCAUCGAAGGAGCAGCUAUGUCAACAGGAUGUGCAUAUACAAUAAAUUAUGACAAAGAAGACAGCUGCGAUGAUCUUGUAACAAAUAAAACAAUGUGUGAACUUUUUACCAAAUUUGCAGAACGAUUUGGAUUAGCUGAUAAUGGUAUGCCCGAAAUUGUUCCUGUCGGAUCCACGGACAUGGGAAACGUAUCAUACGUUGUUCCGUCAAUUCAUCCCCACAUAGGCAUUAACACAAAUUCAAUCUGCCACACUAAAGAAUUCACAACAGCGACAGGAUCACCUGAUGCUCAGUUGCCAACUCUGAGUGCUGCCAAAGCAAUGGCCAUGACUGUUUUGUCUCUGAUGAGAGACCGGCAAAAACUUGAUCAGGCAAAAGCAGAGUUUAAAGAUCACAUGACUGAUCUUUCAUAAACGUGAUGGACAUUCUGUUCAUUGUUAAAUUGUGGAGUUAAUGUUAUUUAAUGUGCUACAAUAAAAUUGUGCUAAUGUAA
Parasteatoda tepidariorum (common house spider) is the source of this 1435-nucleotide messenger RNA. RefSeq names its product xaa-Arg dipeptidase. The record is from RefSeq and is a predicted model, not a curated record. NCBI's taxonomy places the organism in Eukaryota, Metazoa, Arthropoda, Arachnida, Araneae, Theridiidae. Gene Ontology annotation, molecular function: dipeptidase activity.